Messenger RNA from Dunckerocampus dactyliophorus (ringed pipefish), 1696 nucleotides. It is a transcript of the gene c18h16orf89, whose product is annotated as chromosome 18 C16orf89 homolog. Gene Ontology annotation, cellular component: cytosol; membrane. The coding region runs from base 227 to 1288 and encodes 353 amino acids. The record is from RefSeq and is a predicted model, not a curated record. The transcript has 8 exons. NCBI's taxonomy places the organism in Eukaryota, Metazoa, Chordata, Actinopteri, Syngnathiformes, Syngnathidae.
UCUGGUGGAACUUAAAGGGAAUGCGAGUUUAAGGCAUAUGAUUAGUUGUACAGCAUUAAAUUGAUGUGGAUUUGACAUCGUAUACUAAUGUUUAUUUUAUGUCGUUGAUUUCACCAGGUGAAUAAAGGUAUUUUUGUUCUUCUUGACAGCUGCUUCUCAUUCCAGCCCCCUCCCUUCCUGAAGAGCCCAUCACGUUCAAGCGUCACCGGAGCUCUCCGCUCUCAACAUGCGGACGUCGAGGCUCCAGCUGGCCGCCGUACUGGCGCUGUUAUCCGCCGCGGGCUGCUCGCUGGCGGAGGUGAUCGAUGACGUGCUGGGCAGCCUCUCCAAGGGCGCGACGUUCCUGGAGCGCCAGCAUGAGCACAUCAACCUGGACGGCGUGGUGGGCUUCCUCAUGCUGCAGGCUGAACUGAAGGAGGCAGUUAGGACGUGGCCUCACUCUGACCCAGUCAGCUGGGCUCAGAGGACGGCCUCCGUGGAUUUGGUCAAACGUCUGGACCGAAGUUUUGACAAUGCCAUCGCUGCCCUGGAGCAGAACGACCCAAAAUAUUACCAAGAGUUUGAACCCCUCCUCACAUGGAGGUUCUGGCAGGUUCCUCAAAAGUGGAGUGCCACAGACCCCAGCUUGGUGUACCCCUCAGCCACCACCAGCGAGUGUUACGAUGAGCAGCUUAGCGACAAGUGCCUGACACUGCUGCUCGGCACCUGGAAACUGAAGGGGACACCCUGCAUUGUCACCAAACCCUGUCGGGACACCAUGACUCGUUUCGGCUGCCCUCACUACUCCCUGUCCCACCAGCUGCUCUACUUCAUGAUUGGGAAGAUGAAAGGCUGCUCCAACCUGCUAAAGGGCGACAUGCGAGCAUCCCGGACCAACAUGACGGAACGCAGCUACCAGAAGAUCUUCUGCUCCAACAUGAUGAAGACCAACCAGGACAUCAUCAGGGAUGGUCUGACUGAGCAAACGGCUGACAUCUUCAUUGAGAACAUCCUCAUCUGUGGACUGGCCGGCUUCUCCGACUUCUACAAAGCUGACUGGCUGCAGCACAUCCUCCGCCUGCAGGACGACGAGCUGGGCUGCUUUGGGCGCGAUAGGAGCAUCAUCUCGCAGAUGAUCGGUGACGAGCUGCUGGAGCAGCUGCAGCCUCACCGCCGUGUGAAGAGGAGGGAGAAGAUACUUUCUGAUGGCUGCUCCAGUCACAUGACGGCUGUGGCUGUCGGCGCCCUGGGAGGAUAUUUAAACUACUACUUGGCAGAGCAGGACAUAACCAAGAGGCCCCUCUCGUGAUCCCCACCGCCCCUUCUCUGGGCCCUCACAGUCAUGGUGGGCAUGAGUCCAACACUGCUCUCUCUGGCCCAAAAUGGAAACUUCCUUCCCGUUACGCAGUAGAGUGCAGACAGAGGACUGAAUCGUACGUCUUCAUAGAUACAAUUCCCGUUUAGGUCCUUUAACUGGCUCUUCUUGGAGUCCUCCACAAAGCCCAAUAGAGAAGUCAUCAUUUUUGUGUCAUCCUGCUAACAAACAAACACAAAGUGAUACAAAAUAACCUGAAAGUACCAAUAUAAGCUGCCCGUUUUAUAUUUAAAGUAUAAUGCACAGAAGUAUGUGAAGAGUUUGGUAGGCUUUAUGUCAAGCAUGACCAUGAAUGUAUGUAAAAACGCCACAUCCAAAAUAAACACAUGGACGUGUAUAUAC